Exophiala oligosperma is the source of this 861-nucleotide messenger RNA. RefSeq lists its product as uncharacterized. Lineage: Eukaryota; Fungi; Ascomycota; Eurotiomycetes; Chaetothyriales; Herpotrichiellaceae. The transcript has 4 exons. The coding region runs from base 1 to 861 and encodes 286 amino acids. The record is from RefSeq and is a predicted model, not a curated record.
AUGGCAAUGAUAUUGGGACGCUGGACGGGGCCUCCACUGCCUCCCCCUACACCACCGACGCCGGCCAUGCCCAUCGACCCACGGUUCCUCCUCCUCCGCCUCUUCUCCCGCGGUCGUCCCCCACCGCUGGUGAUCUCUCAAUCGGUCCACGGUUGUGACUCUGUCGCCUCCUUUCCCCUCCGACAUUCGUGGUCUUCCUUUUCUCGAGCAGAAACGGAAGCCGGGGAGAGUUACGCGACGAAGGAACAGAGUGGGAAACUAUGUCGGAUCGAAGAAUCAGAGUCGCCGACGCCCUUCCGGUUGUCUUCCCGUUCGGGAAGAUACCAACAUGUCGACAAGUCUUACCCUGGCGUGAACGCCCUUUGCCACUCACAGACCGUGUCCAUCGGCCGUUAUGAAAGGUUCUACCAAUGGGCAUCGACCUCAAGGGGGGUCGAGGACAUCGAUGUGGGCACAUUUCGCCUCGUUUUGUUCCUGUCCCUCCCUCCUCCUCCCCAUUGGGGUCCUUCUGCUGCUGCUGCUGCUGCUGCUGCUCCAUUUUGGGGGGUUUGUCCUGCUCCUCCUCCUCUUCCAUCGGGGGUCCCCCUCUCUUCCCCUGCCCAUUGGGGGCCUGGCUUCUUCUUCCUCACGUUUCGCCUUUGGCUGCCUUCAUCAUCACCUCGACGGGACGCGUUCAUGUUCGAGAGAUGGCCUCCACCGACGGCAGAAGGAGACGGACCCAUCGACACGCAAAGCAUGAGCGACGAGGAGAUUCCGGCACUCUUUACUUCAGAAGGAGAGGCCGCAAAGGGUGUUGAGGACGAUGUCAAGGAUGAGGACGAAGACAACGACAACGAGAAGGACGAACCCAUGGGUGAUUAG